This is a messenger RNA of Dromaius novaehollandiae (emu), 5620 nucleotides long. Its product is annotated as atos homolog protein B-like. NCBI's taxonomy places the organism in Eukaryota, Metazoa, Chordata, Aves, Casuariiformes, Dromaiidae. Bases 2048 to 3868 code for a protein of 606 amino acids. The record is from RefSeq and is a predicted model, not a curated record. The transcript has 10 exons.
UGGCACCGAGGUCUGGAAGGGAGCAGCAAGUCUGUGUGGUUGUCUGGCAGCUGGGGCCUGGGUUCCUCUAGCUGCCACCUCCAGAGAUCGGAAGAAAACUGAAAUGGAGCCUGCGGACGUGUCCCUGCAUGUGGACGACUAGGGGCUUGCUUUCGCUGCAUAGAAAGCCGUGGGCUCCUUCUUGGUUGCCCCGGGGUGACUACCACAGCUGCGCUCCCGCAGGAAAGGCAGUGAGGCUGCCGUGCUACUGCAAGGUCAACUCCAGGGAGCGCGCGGCAUUGAGCUCUGCAAAUUCGCCUUGCCGUAAAACUCACACGCGUGGUGUUGGCCGCGCUUUCCCCUGGGGAGCGGUGGCAUGCAGUAGUUACCCCGAGGUGAAAAGACACAGCUCUUUAUGAAGCGAAGCAAGCCCGGAGGAAUUUUCCCCUUGUGGCCAGCUGUUGUCCUGGGCCUGGCUUGCGUCCUGCAGCACUUCCCACUCCGCGUUUCCUCGGGGAGGGGACCAGGGCCAGCCCACCCUCCGGACUCCCUUCGCCGGGUGAGUGGGUGCCACCUCGGGCUCGCUGGGGUAAGUGGCUGUGGUGGAGCCCAGCAGCAUCCUGUUGUCUCUGCAGGGAUCCUCUUGGGCAGCAGAGUUUUCCCCACCCCCAGCUCUGCCGCUGCCUCUUUGUUUUCUGGCAGAAGCCUCCGUGCCUUUUCAUUGCCGUUGAGGCGCUGAGCAGGAGCCUACAUGUGCCGUGUGUGUGUCUUGCUGGGAACGUGAUGCGGGCUGGCGAGCCUGCUGGGCUGCGCGUCUCCCUCGCGGGGCUGCGGAGGCCAGCUGGCACCUUUGGGGGCUCCUUUCCUUGGGCUGUUCCUCUGCUCGAGCAGGGCUCUGAGGCUGCUGCUUUCCUCUGGUAAACCCUCUUUUACACUGGCAGCAUUUCUGCACCUUGCCACAAGUGGAGUAAGUUGGAUGGGAAGGGGACAGUUCUCAGCUCGGCUCUGCUCGCGGCUUGGGCUCUCUGCUGCGGUCCUCUCGUGCCAUCACUCCUGCCGAGAAGAUACCUGAGAUUAGAGCAGUGCAAAGGAAUAUGGGGGGGUGGGGUGCUGCGGAUCUGGAUGCAGCAGUGGCUAAGGAUUGCUUGUGCUGUGCCUGCCUCUCUGUGUAUUUGAUCUCUCGACUUCCAGUGGGGACUGAAUUCCUGUGCUGGAUUCUGGGCUCGGCUCUUGUGAAAGGAUCCAAUUAUUUCAGAGCUUUGAGCAUCUCCAUUUGCUGCCCAUAUUUGCAGCGCCCGGGUCUGCGCUGGCUGGAAUUCCAAGUGAUUAACGUGACUGUGACAUCCCUCCUAGGGGUGUUAUCUUUGCUCGCUGUCCCCCACCGCCCCCCUCUUCCUCCUCCAGCAGCGAGCGAGCGAGACAGGCAGGCAGGCAGAGACAAAGGUCUGUCCUCAACCUGGGCUGUCCUCCCCAUGAGCGGCUGCUGCAUGGGAUUUCCCCGCUCUGCAUGCUGCAGGUUUCGUGGACUCCUGAUUAACGUUUGAGCCGGGAGGCUGCAGGCUGUAUCGCCGAGGCAUCAAAGGUACAGUGCUGGUGGAUUAUGACCACAGGGAAGCUGUGGCUGUGCCCAGGAAGCUGUGUUGCAUCUACAAAUCUCCUUCGUACAUCAAGGGCACCUUUGAGCAGAGCUGCUGUGGAGACUGAAGAGCUGGAGAGGACAGUGCAGAGGUUUGGAGGCACACCGUGAUGGUGGGAGCCAUUCCACGGCAGCCACGCCGCUUUUGGGGGGUGCCCGACUGGCAGGUGUCUUCAGCUAGUUGUGCCAACGACUGUCCACUGCAGGACGGGGAGCCUAAUCUGGAGUGGAGUGGGGUUCUGCUGCAGAGGGAUGCUGCGCUGCAGUGCACCCCAUAACAGAGGGCUCACCCGGACAUCCUGAACAAGGGGGGUCCAGCUCCCACCCGCUGCCCUCACACAGCGGCCCUGUGGCACUUUACUGUCCCUCCCCUGCUGCUGCAUGGGCUGUUUUGACUCCGGCUCCACUCGGGGUCCAGCCAAGUAAGGCUCCAUGCGGCACAUCCACGCAGAGGCAUCCCUGCCCCCAGAGCGCAGCACGGACUCUGGCCUGUCCCGGCCAGGUGGAGAGGCGGCCUUGGAGCCUUCCUCGCAAUGCUGCACUCACCGCAGCAUCCUCAUGGGCUACAACGAGACAGAGAUCAAGCGCCAGAAGGUUUACCAGGUCUCCAUCUUCUCCCAUCUCUCCAGCUCCUCCGAGAACACAGAGCAGCGGACAGGCAGCCGGCCAGCCAUUAAGAGAGGAUACCCUGAGCAGCGAACUCCGGAAGGGGCACGGGAUCCCAAACGAACUCACUGGGGUGGCGGGGGGGUGGAUGGCAAGUGGGAUGGGGGUCCUGGGCAGGGUUCCCUGGACGAUGACGAUGCCUUCGAGGAUGGUCUGCUGGUGGAGGAGCUAUCCCUGUGCGGCUCUGCUCAGCACUUCUCUCACAGUGGGCUGCGGGUGGUGGAGCACCGAUGCGAGGGCAGCCCGAGCCACAGUCCCAAGGCCAGCAGAGAGGAGAGGUCGCAGGAUGCCUCGUCCUCCUGGCCACAGCACAUUGCUUGCAGUACUUUGCACACAAGAGACAGUUGCCCUGCCCCGCCAGAGGAUCAGCCUGGAGACUACGGGGAGAACGGGGAGCGGGCAAGUGGCCACAACCUACUUGAACUUGAUUUGCACAAUAUUGCACAAACACCCCAGGCAGCCUCUGGUGGGAAGAGAGAGAAGCCGGAGAGCAGCCCUGCUCAUAGUAGCAGGACUGGCAGAGAAGGGAAAUGGCUAGUGAUGGCCAACGGGUGCAAGGAGCCCCCAGCUCCUCAGACGGCACUCAGCCCUGAGCCCAGCAGCCUGAGCUCCUCAGAGAAGACACCCUGCGGGAGCAGCCGGCUCAGCGGGCGCAGCUGCCCAGCCAAACGGAAGCUGCUGCCGGCCGGGGAGGUUGCAGCUGAUUCCUGCUCGGAGGACGAGAGCCUGUCCCCACCAGCGAGGAAGAAGAGGGCCCUGCCAUGCCAUCCAGUGCCCACGGCCUGCCGCAGCACCGAUGCCAAGGGGGCCCCUUUCUGGAAUCACCUGCUUCCAGCAGCCAAGAGCUCUGCAGAUUGCACUACAGUCGGGAGGAGGCUGAAGAGCGGGCUGCGCCUCAAAUCGCGACAUCUCCGGAGCAGCCUCCGGAGAGGGACCCGGCCCUCUGCAGCCCCCUGGACCACCACCACUGUCAGUCAUGCUCUGCUGGGCAACUUUGAGGAGUCCAUCCUGAAGGGCCGCUUUGCACCAUCAGGGAGGAUCGAGGGUUUCACGGCGGAGAUUGGAGCCAGCGGCUCCUACUGCCCACAGCAUGCCACCCUGCCUGUUGACGUCACCUACUUCGACAUCUCUGAACACAGCGCGCCCUCGCCUUUCCUGGGAGUGAUUGAUUUGGAGGCCUUGGGAAAGAAGGGUUACAGUGUCCCGAAAGCUGGAACCAUCCAAGUGACCUUAUUUAACCCCAACAAGACUGUGGUGAAGAUGUUCUUGGUCACAUACGACUUCCAGGACAUGCCGGCCAACCAUAUGACCUUCCUACGCCACCGCAUCUUCUUGGUGCCUGUGGGGGAGGAGGAGGGGGCUGCCGUGGCCUCCAGCAACCCACCAGGCACUGGCCCACCCCGCAGGGUCCUCUGCUACCUGAUGCACCUGAGGUUUCACAGCUCCAAGUCGGGGAAGAUCUACCUUCACAACGACAUCCGGCUGCUCUUCUCCCGCAAGUCAAUCGAGGUUGACUCGGGGAUUCCCUAUGAACUGAAAUCCUUUACAGAGAUGCCAAGGAACCCUUGCUACUCACCCUGGGCCUGAGCGCGGAGCCCCCUGACCUUCUCCGUCGCCCAGGGCCACUGGGGGAGCAUCCAGCCCAGCACUUCUGAGAGAGAUGAGUAAAGGGCCGGAGAGCAGGUGCCACCUUGAAGUAUCACCCUCCCCACAUGGCUGUGUCCUUCCCAGCACCAUGGACAUCAUGGCUGUGCCCUGUGGCAAGGCUGGGAUCACCAAGGGGGCUUGGGAAGGAGGGGCAGGGGCUGGUGAGCAGCCCCUGCACUCCAGAGACAUGCCCAGGUCUUUCGGCGGCGCUGCUCCAAGCUCAGAGAUGUGGCUGGGGUUGAGGGGGGAGCUCAGCCUGGAAGGGGGGCUUGGGGUGAGGCUGCCUGGGCCAGGCCCUGGGCUGGGAGCAGAAAGUGCAGAAGGGUUCAUAUUUAUUAGUAUUUAUUGUCACUGGGAGUGUGGAGGAGGCUUGUGCAGAGGAUUGAAGAUGCUGUUCUUCCCUCACAGCCCUCCUGGCCUCGCAGGCACUGGACAAGCCACCCAGGCAGUGGGCAGGCUGCGCCCAGCAGUGUGGGGCCGCCAGCAUUGUGGCGGGGCUGUGGGGACUGUGAGGGUCGCCAGCAGCAGGGGGGCAUCCCCAGCUGUGCAAGGAGAGGGCGACCGACCUGUCAGAGGGGAUAGGGCACAGCUCCCCUGCAGCAGGCUGAGACUUGCUGGGCCCCGUUCCUGCUGGGCCUGCUCCCCUUUGGGCAGCUUGGGGAGGCCUGUGCUUGCCCUGCAACUCCUUUAGGGCAAGGCAAGCCCCAGGAAGCCUGGAGCUGGCAGGGAAGCGGCUGUCACCGGAGAGGUGGCAGUGACAUGAAGGGACAGGGACCUGGGGGGUCUCUGGAAGAGCAGGGGCAGCCCUUCCAGCAAGGGCCUCUGGAGCCCAUGUGUGCCGCGGAUUUGAGAGAAGGUGGAGAUCACCAAAAGACCUUGGCCUUGUGCUGUCUGUGCGUGUGUGGGGUGAAUCCUCUUGCUUCUGCGGCCGCCGGGAACCUGCUUUGGGCAAGGGCCUGCCAACAGCAUGAUCAGCUGCUGGCAGAGGCGGAGGAGGCCUGGCUGGGUCCGGGGGUAGCAUGGGGAAGAGAGGAAGCAGCAGAGGGAAUCGAACCAUCAGCUUGGGGUGGGGAUUAUUCCCAGUGGUAUCUCUUCCUGCCCCUAAGCCUUGGGAAAUGUGUGUGAGAAGAACACGUUAAGCCCGGGGGAUGUCAGGGACAUGAGGGGCAGCCUGCAAGGGAAAAGCGGCCUCAGAGCUUGUCAAUACCUGAUCUGAGCCACCCCAGUGCUACGGCGUCGCUGCUAGGCUUUUCCUGGAAGAUCAGGCUGGGGGGAGCCCCAGCCAGGAUCCCCGAGAAGGGAGGAAGAAGGGGCCAGGUCGCAGCCCAGCGAACACCCCUCGUGUGCCCCUGAGGGCCAGCACAGCUGUGCCAGCAGGGCCGGCGCUGGGCCCCUUCCCCCAGCACCGGCAGGAGCGAGGACCACAGCGCUGCAGCCUCACCGGCGGUAGGCCCAGGCCCCUGCGGCUGCCUGGGCUCCGGGAGGGACAGGCCGGAGUCCUGCUCGCUGCCCGGGCAGGGGGGUGGCAGAAGAGGCCGGGGUCGCUGGCCCCAGCAGGGGGGAGGCCGGGGUCCUCAGCCUGCCCCUGGCCUGGGGGAACGCUGCUGCGGGAACGUGAGAGCUGUGGGAGCAGCUGUGCCCGGUACUUUUUGUGUUUGUUUUUAAUUUAAUAAACGCUGGCUUGGACACCGA